Amphiprion ocellaris (clown anemonefish) is the source of this 4274-nucleotide messenger RNA. It is a transcript of the gene aspn, whose product is annotated as asporin (LRR class 1). The record is from RefSeq and is a predicted model, not a curated record. Gene Ontology annotation, molecular function: protein binding. The transcript has 8 exons. Lineage: Eukaryota; Metazoa; Chordata; Actinopteri; Pomacentridae. The coding region runs from base 283 to 1371 and encodes 362 amino acids.
CUGAUGAGAAGCACAUGACUGAAGCCCUAACAAAGCCUUCUCAGACGCUCCUUGCUCGCUGAAACUGAACCUCUCAGCGGAGUCUUUCCGUCGGUGGGGGUGUUUUUUUCCUUCAGAGGAGGGUGAUGCUGCUCGUCGCUCUCUGGGAAUGUACUGACUGAGGAUCCAACUCUCAGGCUUCCAGCUGGACGCUGCUCUGCUCGCUGCGUGGGGUUUAAACCGGGACGAAAACACACCUGGCGGCUCAGCUGCUGUUUAACUAACCAGCGUUCUAACUAAACCAUGAGGGUCUUCAUCCUGCUUUGCCUGCUGGCGCUGGGCAACGCCAAACCCUACCAGCCAAUCAAUGUCAUGGACUUCAUGAAAAACUAUGACAUCAUGAUGGCGGAUGAUGAUGAUGACGACGACGAUGAUGAUGAUGAUGACGACGAUUAUGACGAUGAUGACGACUGCCCAGCUAACUGUCGCUGUUCACCCAGAGUGGUGCAGUGCUCCGACCAGGGUCUGAUUUCGAUUCCUGAGAAGAUUCCUGAAGACACUGUGAUGAUGGAUCUCCAAAACAACGACAUCACUGAAAUCAAGGAGGACGACUUCAAAGGCCUAAACAAGCUUUAUGGCCUGUUUCUGAUCAACAACAAGAUCUCCAAGAUUCACCCGAAGGCCUUCAGAAACAUGGACCAUCUCAAACUGCUGUAUCUCUCCUACAACCUGCUGACUGAAAUCCCAGCCAACCUGCCGCCCAACGUCAUCGAGUUGCGAUUCCACGAAAACAAGAUUAACAGAAUCCAGAAGGACGCAUUUAAAGGCUUGAGGAAACUCCAUGUGUUGGAGCUGGGCGCCAACCCUCUGGCCAACAGCGGGAUCGAGAUCGGAGCUUUUAACGGCUUGUCAACGCUGUAUAUCGGCAUCGCGGAGGCCAAACUCACCGCCGUGCCAAAAGACCUGCCGGCCUCCAUCACUGAACUGAGCCUCGACUACAACAAGAUCGCCAAGGUGGAAGUAGAAGACUUCAUCAGAUACAAAAACCUGCAGAGGCUGGGACUCGGGUUCAAUCAGGUCAAGUACGUAGAAAACGGAAGCCUUGCCAGCAUCCCGAGCGUUCGAGAGAUUCACCUGGACAACAACCGACUGAGGAAGGUUCCUCCAGGACUCAACUCUCUGCGCUACCUGCAGGUGAUUUUCCUCCACGGCAACAAGAUUGGCAGUGUCGGCGUGAACGACUUCUGCCCCAUGAGGCCGAGCGACAAAAAGAACCUCUACACCGGCAUCAGCCUGUUCGCCAACCCGGUCAAAUACUGGGACAUCCAGCCGGCCACCUUCCGCUGCGUGACCGGACGGAGGGGCGUCCAGCUCGGGAACUUCAGGAAGUAGCGGCAGGAAGUGAGAAAACCGCUAAAUGUCCUGGAGAUGUUGUCAGGAAGGAGAAGCUGGAGAUGAUUGUGAUAGAUAAGACAAGAUGAAACCGUUUCCCUGAAGGAAGCUGUUGACGAAACGAGCUCUCUUUAUGUUAGAACCUUUAGUCCAUGGUGUUGGUGUAGAGAUGUUCUGUUGGGGGAACUAGAGUAAGAAAAGCUAUGAGGAGACGUUUCCAGAAGCACGGUGGACAGAAGAUCAUUAGAAUAAAAACAGGAACUCUUAUCCCCACCUUUAAGGGGAUUGUUGCCUUCAGCCCCUCAACCUUUAUGGUGUAAACUCGCCCAGGAAUAAAGCGCCUCCUGCUGGUCGCUUUCUGCAAAAACCACUCAAUGGUUCAACCCCAACAUCCACCUGAAGCUCGAAAAACUUCACAAAACAUGUUUCCAAAGCUGCCAUUAAUGGCUAUUUAACAAAUUAGUUCAUUAUUUUCCUCCAAAAAAGCAAAAAGAGCAUUUAAUUUAAGUUGAAGUUACUGUGACAAACUAUAUUUCAGUGUCUCAAGCAGCAAAAUAUGCAAUGAGAAAGAGGUUUACGUAUUAAAAACUGUAGUUAAACUGCAAACAUGAUCCAACAAUCACAGAGAAAAAGCAUGUUAUAAAAAACAUACAUCGAUUAAAAAAAUAUAUAUCGAUGUCAAUGUAUUUUAGCAUUAAAAUCAUCAAUUUUGUCCAUUAAUUACGUCAGCUUGACAUUUUGUCUACUAUUGUACAUGGUAAAGUGGAACAUUGUACUAUUGUUUUGCAGAUUUAACAAUUUCACAGAUGAUAACUAACUGAAAAAACAUUAAUUUACAUAAUGACUGAGGAAAAAAUUGUAUAAAUGUCCACAACAAAAAUCUGAUUUUUUCUAAAUACUGUUUUACUGUAUUUAAAUCAGCAAAACUUAGUUAUUUUACAGAUUUUUGUCAUUAUUGCUGCUGUUUUGUACAGUUUUUGAAUUUUACAUUUGCUUUUUAACAGUUUUUCUGAUACAUUCUGGCAUCAGUUUAUAUUGACAUGUAAGCUUUUUUUUCUUGUAACAUUGGGGUUAGUUCUUCCUUCCACGAUUCUUUAUUUAACAUUUUUUCCCCCUGAUUACCCCAUGUUUAAAGUCUAUGAGCCGAACCAAUACUGGAUUUUUGUAGCAGACACCAGUUUAAAGAGUAAAAAAAUCCUGUAUUGAUUUAUCAGCCAAUAUUUGCAGACUUGCAGAAAAUUUUAGAGGCUCAAAAUAUCAGCGAGAGCUCCGAAGUUUCAGAGUCUGACUGUGGACGCUGGGAUUGGACCAAUGACUAGACUCGAGUGGUUUUGGGUCAUUGUGGGUCAAUUCAGACAGAAUUCAGGAGAUAUGUUGUUCCACCAUCUCCGAUUUUGUUCAUAAGUUUAUUUAUCUGUUGUUUUGGACCAAGAACUAGGUUCUGUUCAAUAUUUUUGGCAGAAUUUUGAGGAUUUCAUGUUUUCAGAAUUGCAAGUUUUUGUAUUUUCAGCCUCAAAAAAACACCUGUUAAGUAAUUUUAAGGGUUGAAUAUGUGCAGAAAUUAAACUACUACUGUCAUGAAAUUUGGUAACAGCACAAACAAAACAGUUCCCAGCAGAUGGAUCCAUAUUUUCUACUAAAACUACAGAAUCUAUUGGACAUUUCACCAACUUUUGAGACACUAAUGUCAGUAGAAGUUGAUGUGCGUCAACACCAGUUUUUGUGGUGCUAUGAAAGACUCCAUGCCACCAUUCUGGUCUGUCAAAAUAUCAAAAAACUAAACUAAACUUGCCAUUCUUCACACAAAGCAAAUCCUACUGAUGUCAAUGUGCUCAAAAGUUGACAACUAAAGUCAACUAAAGUCAGUAUCUUUAGUAGGAAAUAUGGAUCCAUCCAUAAAUACAUACUUUCUGGGGCCACAAUCCCACCUUCAUUUGAAUUUUGGACUUUCUGUCCAUUUCCAAAGGCCAAUAAUUAAAGGUUUGUCUUCUGAUGGAGCCAAUCUAAUCUACUAGAAACUAUUCUGUGUCCUCACCAAAUUUCAUUGCUGUAGGCAUUUUAUUUCUGGAGAUUAAGUCUUUAAAUGGCUUCACAGGUACUUUUUGAAGGUGGAAAUGGAGAAAUGUCCAGUUCUAUUACUAUUAAAUUCUCAAAAUGCAAUCAAAAUGCUCAACAGAAUUUAGCUUUGGGGCCCAAACAACAAAAAAGCAAACUCUGAACUAAACAUUGGACCAACGGCGCUAUCUGAAAUGACCCAGACUGACCUUUUUGCAUGGCGACCAUUUCUAUCAAAAGAUUAAUUUUCUUUCUUUUCUAGUUUUAAAUAACGUUUAAUGACAUGUAGUCGAGUAGAAAACUUCUUCCAGUGUGUCUUUGUAGUAUUUAUAAACAACAAAGAACACAAACUUCUCGUAGUAUUUCCUCGUGUAUUAUAUCGACGCCUGUUUUAAGUCUAGAGUCACUACAAACCAAAGCUGUAGCGUAACAGCAGCUUAAAUCUGAAGACGGUUUUCCUUCCAGCAGAAGUCUGUACAGUUAAUGAAUGAUGUUGGCAUUAUUUAGUGCAAUACGUCACUGAGCGGAUGUUUGUAUAUUAUCUCACUGCAUGUCUGUGUCACCGUUUAUUUAGGAGCUGAAAGUCCGACUGGAUCAAAAGCUGUUAUUGAUGUAGAAGCGUCCUCUGCAGGGCCCGGGGUGGACCGGUUAUCUUUAUGCUAAACGUCCCAUUUUUAUAAACUAUAGCAUCCAAAUGAAGUCAGUAAUCAGGCUGAGCAGGUGUAAAUCCCAAAUAUCUGUAACGUCUGAGAGAAUCUUCUGCUCCAACAGGUUUCCUCCAGUGUCCUCUCCUCUGAAUGGUGCUAUAUUUAUUGAGGAUGUCUUUAAAUAAAACUGGAACACCUACA